AUGCUAAGAACACGAUUUAGAAAAGAUUCGUUGGAAAAGGUAAGGUCAGUUUCAAAGGGAUCACUGGAUCGCUUGACAUGUGAUCACGACGAUAUAGCGCGCCUGUUUGCUUGCGAAUCACGGAACUCGCGAUCAGCUGUACACCCGGAGACUGCACACGUUGAGCAUGCGGGCGUGACGAGAGCUCCGGCGCACCCUCUUCACCCUCGCCGCGUCCUACUCGCACCCUUCCGGGCUACACGCUUCGCGCGGCAUUCCCGUCUCACUCGUGUCGCGCUCGUUACUCUCCAGAAAAUAUCAAUAAGUUGGAGCAUGGUUAUUGUGGCUCGUACAACGUUCCGUUCCGUUGGACGGGGACGUCUUAUUCGCUGUGGCGACCGACACGCAUGUGCACAGCAGGACGCGGGAGAAGCUCGCACAGAGAUUUUAUGUAUCACGAUGACUAGUCAGGAAGGAGAGAAAAUUGUGGAUACGGAAAAUGACCUGGAUCAUGAUAAAGAAGAGCUUACGACCGAAACGAAGGAAGAUAUUUCUACAGCGAAACCACGUGCUAGGAGAUAUCUCACGAAACAUAUGAAAUUAUACCCGGAAUUGUACAGAAGCGAUGUCUCGAUACAUCCAAGUUAUACUACUCUUAAAAAUCUACCUUAUUACGUGGUCUGCCGACGACGUGUACAGAGGACCAAGAAGCAGAUCAAGCGUCAGCUGAACCGCGAUAUCAUGCACUUUGCGAUGAUGCAGUUGUUCGCCAUCGAUAGCGUCAGGAUCGACCGUGUAUUCAGCGUCGGGAUGCCACCGAAGACAUUGAUUGUCCCCGAUUUGCUAACCGUGAACGAAAGACGUCACAUCAACGAACUUCUUCGCGACACAUAACGAAACAGCAUCUCAUUGUGCUCCCAACGUUUAUUGUGUACGAUAUGUAUCGACAUGUGCGAUCGAAUAAAAUUUGCAUUGAUACAUUGAAUAAAGUGGGCGAGUCUAUUUUCUUC
Molecule: messenger RNA, 989 nt
Organism: Bombus terrestris (buff-tailed bumblebee)
Lineage: Eukaryota; Metazoa; Arthropoda; Insecta; Hymenoptera; Apidae
Exons: 3
Coding region: 1-873 (290 amino acids)
Source: RefSeq, a predicted model, not a curated record